GGGAUUUUUUUGAGGGGGAAGAUCUUUGUGAGGGGACCCGAGGGGGGAUUGUUUCUGAAGGGAUCUCUCAGGGAACCCUCCGUGAAGAAAUCUCUGUGAGGAUUGAUCCUUGUGAGGAGAUCCGAGGGAAUUUCUGAGGGGGGGAAUCAUUUCUGAAGGGAUCUCUGAGGGCUUCUUCCGUGAGAAAUUCCUCUGAGGAGGUUUCUGGGAUGGGGAUCAGGUUUCUGACAGGGGAUCUCUGUGGGGACGGAUCCUCUGCGAGGAAAUCUGAGGGAAUUUCUGUGGGGGGAUCCAAGCGGGGAUUGUUUUUGUGGGGAAAUCUGUGGGGAUUGACCCUUUGUGAGAUCCUGGAGUGAAUUUUUGAGGGCUCUUCUGCUGGGAGGAGCUGAGGGGGAUUCCUCUGUGAGGAUCUCGGGGAUCUGUGGGGCAGGACCCACGGGGAAGCCCCCCAUUAAAAGGGGGAAUUCUGAGGGGGCAGAAAGGAGAGGAUGGGCCCCACGGAGGGGACGGGGCUGCACAAAUGGCUUUGAGGACAAAAAAAAAGCGGGAUUUGGGUGCAGGUCCUUCAUGAGAAGGGUGAAGGUUGAUGAUUUUUUGGGUCAUUUUGGGUUAUUCGUCUCCCAAGCGACGGUUCCAUCAAAACGCGGGCAGCGUUGCGCAGAGCACCGAUGCACAAAACCCUGCGAUCGAGGCAGCGCGCUGAACCCCUAUGUGUCGGUGCCUGCUGGGGUCCUGCCUCCGGAGCCCGUGCGGGGAUGUGUGGGAGACCCCGCGCCGGCCGCCGCUCAAACCUCACGAGCUGCACGUGCAGGAGCCCUCCGGGAACCACCUGACGGCCGAGCAGAGCCAGCCCAGCACCAGCGUGGACCUCGACUUCCUGGAAGAUGACAUCCUGGGCUCGCCGGCGGGCGGCGGGGGCAACCUGCCCAGCUCGGAGCAGCCCUGCGACAUCCUGCAGCAGAGCCUGCAGGAGGCCAACAUCACCGAGCAGACCCUGGAGGCCGAGGCCGAGCUGGACCUGGGCUCCUUCCAGCUGCCCACGCUGCAGCCCGUGGUGCAGGCCGCCUCCGACGGCGCUCCGCAGAUCUUCUCCGGCGGCGCCGACCUGAUCGGCCUGCAGCAGCCCGCCGUGCUCACCCACCAGGCGCUGGUGCAGCAGUCGGUGGGGGCGGACGUGGUCAACAAGGCCAUCAGCGUGCAGCCCUUCCUGCAGCAGGUGGGCCUGGGCAACGUCACCAUCCAGCCCAUCUCCAACCUGCAGAGCCUGCCCAACGGCAGCCCCGGCGGCGCGCUGGGCAUCGGGCCCAUCCAGGUGGUGGGGCAGCAGGUGAUGGCCAUCAACCAGCCGGCGCAGCAGAUCAUCGCCAAGCAGGUGCAGCCCUCCCAGGUGGCCACCGUGCCCGUGGGCAGCUACAUCACGCAGACGGCCCCCGAGCAGCAGCAGGUCACCCUGGCCUCCGCCGGCGUGUCCCCGCAGAGCGCCGGCCUGGUCAUCCAGAAGAACCUGCCGGCGGUGGCCACCACCACGCUCAACGGGAACUCGGUGUUCGGCGGCGUGUCGGGGACGCAGGGCUCGCAGCCGCUCACCGUCACCUCCAACCUCAGCAGCCCCCUGGUGCAGGCGCAGAACGUCAUCAUCCACCGCACGCCCACCCCCAUCCAGCCCAAACCCGCCGGCGUCCUCCAGCAGAAGCUCUACCAGAUCACCCCCAAACCCUUCGGCUCCAACAACGCCACGCUCACCAUCCAGAACGAGGCCGCCCUGCAGCAGCAGAAGGCCCAGCAGAACCUCACCUUCAUGGCCGGCAAGCCGGGCCAGAACGUCGUGCUGUCGGGCUUCCCGCAGGGGCUCCCGGCCAACGUCUUCAAGCAGCCCCCGCCUCAGCAGCAGGCGCUCAGCAAACCCAUGAGCGUGCACCUGCUGAACCAGGGCAGCAGCAUCGUCAUCCCGGCGCAGCACGUGCCGCAGGCCAUGCUGCAGGGCCAGAACCAGUUCCUGCUGCCCGGGCAGCUGGCGGGCGCCUCGGCCGUGCAGAUCCCGCAGCAGCUCUCGGCGUUGCCGGCCAACAUGGGCGGCCAGAUCCUGACGGCGUCGCACACCGGCGGCCAGGCGCACAUCAUCACCAGCCAGGGCCCCGGCGGGCAGCUGAUCGCCAACCAGGCGCUGCCGGCGCAGAUCCUCACCAACCAGAACAUCGCCGGGCAGCUCAACCUGGGCCAGGUGCUCACCUCGCAGAACGCCCACGGCACGGCGCACAUCCUCUCGGCGCCCAUCCAGCUGCAGCCCGGCCAGGUGGGGCAGCCGGCGCUCUUCCAGAUGCCGGUCUCGCUGGCCGGCAGCCUGACCACGCAGAGCCAGCCCUCGGUGGCCGCCUCGCUGCCCGGCGGCGCCGCCGCCGCCGCCGCCAUCGGGCAGACGGGGCAGACGGUGAUCCAGGGGGUGACGCUGCCCAGCCAGGUGGCCAUGCUCAACGCCGCCGACAACCUGGGCCAAGCCGUCAGCAUCCAGCCCUCGGGCAGCAGCCAGACCCCGCUGCCCGCCGCCUCCCAGCCCAGCCCCGGCUUGGCCGCCAGCCCCGAGAAGAUCAUCCUGGGCCAGGCGGCCGCCGGGGCCGUCAUCAACCAGGACUCCAUGCAGAUGUUCCUGCAGCAGCUGCAGUUCCCCCCCCAGGGGCCCCCCGCCCCGGCCCUGCACCUAACAGCAGAGCAGCAGAGGAGCUUUCAGAUGGUCCCGGGCCAAUUCCAACCCCUCUCAGCAAUCCCAAAUCCCGCUCCUCAGCAGAAGCAAAUUCUGGACAGGUUCCAGCAGGUGCCGCAGGGGAUCAUUCUGCAGACGAAGCAGCAGACUCCCACCAGCCAGGCCUCCCCGGUGCUGAGCCAGUUCAGCAGCCAGUCCUCCUCCGUCCUGGUCAGCAGCCAGGGGCAGCCGGUGACGGUGACGGCAACGCCGGCCCCCGCGCACAGCCACGCGCCCGCCGCCGGGCCGCCCUCCACCGCAGGUGGCACCGCCCCGGCUCCCGCCGACGCCAAACCCUUCUCCAGCACCGCCGUGCCCAGCACCGCCGGGAAGGGGCCCGCGGCCACGGGGAAACCGGGCGCGUCGCUGGCGAUGCCGCAGCCGGUUCAGACCAAGCCGGGCGUGAUCAGCUCCGUCUCGGGCCUGAACCUGGGCAAGGGCCCGCUGCAGAUCCAGGUGGUGGGGAAAGGAUUGCCGCAGCUCGUGCCCUCGGUGCCGGGCCAGCAGCUGUAUGACAGCAAGCUGGGAAGCCUGAAGAAAACUCCCACACUACAGCCCAGCAAAGAAGCCUGCUUCUUGGAGCAGCUGCACAAACAUCAGGGGGCAGUGCUGCACCCCGACUACAAGAGCUCCUUCCACUCCUUCGAGGACGCCGUGCAGAGGCUGCUGCCCUACCACGUCUACCAGGGCACGCUGCCCUCCGCCCAGGACUACAGGAAGGUGGAUGAGGAGUUCGAAGUGGUGUCCACGCAGCUGCUGAAGCGCACGCAAGCGAUGCUGAACAAAUACCGCCUGCUGCUCCUCGAGGAGUCCCGGCGAGUCAGCCCUUCCGCGGAGAUGGUGAUGAUCGACCGCAUGUUCAUCCAGGAGGAGAAGACCAUGCUGGCGCUGGAUAAGCAGCUGGCCAAGGAGAAGCCAGAUGAGUACGUCUCGUCCUCGUCCCGCUCCCAGAGCCUCUCCUCGGCGGCGGCCCAGCCUUCCUCCUCCUCCUCCUCCUCCUCCGGCCUCGUGCCCGCAGCCGACAGCUCAAAGGCGCCGGCGGCGCAGGCGGCCGCGGCCAUCAACCCCACCAAGCUGGUGAUCAAGCACAGCGGCGGCUCGCCGUCGGUGACAUGGGCCAAGGCCUCCCCCGGCCUGGACGGCGACGAGGACGCGCUGCCGUCGCGCAGCAAGCCCCCGAUCAAAACGUACGAGGCGCGCAGCCGCAUCGGCCUCAAGCUGAAGAUCAAGCAGGAGGCCGGGCUCAGCAAAGUGGUCCACAACACCGCGCUGGACCCCGUGCACCAGCCGCCGCCGCCGCCGCCGCCGCCGGUCUGCAGGGUGAUCAAAGCCGCCGAGCCUCACCCCGCCGCCGUGGGGCAGAUGAACGGGACGGUGGAGCACGCCGGCGCCGCGCCGGCCGAGAAGAAACCGGCCGUCACCUACUGCCGCCUUCCCCUCCGCAAAACCUACCGGGAGAACGUGGAUGCCUUCGUGGCCGAGAAGCCGGGCGACAAGGGCGGCAGCGGCGCGCCCAAGGGCGACAAGGCGCCCGGCGUCAAGCAGGAGGACGGCUCGCGCGGCGUCAUCGCCUCGCACAAGACCCACGAGAGCGCGGCGGGCGAGAAGAGCCGGGCGGAGGAGAGCUCCAAGCUGCUCUUCUUCAGCCGCGGCGACGCGCGCUCGCUGGUGCUGCACGGCAGCCCCGUCCCGCAGAAGAGCGACGACUCUACCAGUGGCCUUAUGAAGGAACUCGCCGAAGUGGAGGAGGAGUUCUACCACGGCAUGAUCAAAACCGAGCCCCCCGACCACGGCCCCGGCGCCGAGCUCGCCUGGGAGGUGCCGCUGCCGCCGGCCAAGCGCAGGAAAUCCGAGUCCUUCGAGGUGGACAACGCCAGCUUCUCCAGCGACAGCCCGCAGGACGACUCGCUCAACGAGCACCUGCAGAGCGCCAUCGACAGCAUCCUCAACCUGCAGCAACCUCAGACUGGCGGCCAGAACGCCCGCACCCCCUCUUCCUCCUACAACUCCUCCUCCUCCCCUUUCUCGUCGCCCGUCCACCGCACGGACCCCUACCUUGCCCCCAAUCACAACGGCGGCCUUGGAGCGAGGACGUUGAACAGAUAACAGCGAACCGCGCGGAGCCGGACCACGAGCGAAGGCGUGGGGUGACGCGGGGUGGAUGGGGGAGUCCCGCAGCGCUCGGCCCCACGGCGGUCGGGGAGGGGGGGGGAAGGUCGGGUUGGGGGCGGACCCGUAGGUGUCGUCGGCUGUGUAAUUAGAUUCUGUAACAAAUGGCUGAUACGAAUAUCUGACCGGUCUCCGUUCUCUUCCCCCGCCCCGGCCGUCGUCCACGCGGAGCAGGCCGCGGGUCAGAGCCGUGGGAGGCCAACGAGGACCCUGCC
Molecule: messenger RNA, 5121 nt
Organism: Numida meleagris (helmeted guineafowl)
Lineage: Eukaryota; Metazoa; Chordata; Aves; Galliformes; Numididae
Gene: BICRA
Product: BRD4 interacting chromatin remodeling complex associated protein
Biological process (GO): positive regulation of DNA-templated transcription
Cellular component (GO): SWI/SNF complex
Source: RefSeq, a predicted model, not a curated record